This is a messenger RNA of Zootermopsis nevadensis, 2113 nucleotides long. The record is from RefSeq and is a predicted model, not a curated record. Lineage: Eukaryota; Metazoa; Arthropoda; Insecta; Blattodea; Termopsidae.
GUCAUGAUGAUCCCACCUCAUAACUUCGAACAUCCAUGGGGACGGUAUGGAGUAAAGUCCGUCCUGAGAAUUCAGCAGUUCGAAAAACUUUCGCCUAUUAUACUUCCAGAAGAUUCUUUACCGUGUUUGCAAGAACCCAGCAGUGGGCCCUGCCCCGAGCCCUGUGACUCCAGAAACCAAUCCACACAAAAAUGGAAACUAACUCGUAAUUCAACACGUGGUGCCUGAAACCGUAGUGGUGAUUUCACUCCCAGGAAUUUGAAUAUACUAGAAUAGAAUAGGAUAGUUUCGAGUUUAAUUUUAAUUAACGCGGUGUCCAAGUACAUUAGAUACUACUAUAUAAAUGAAACCAAUGCUAUUUGAGGUUACUGGAUUUGAUAUUUACCUUAGCGAAGAACACUUUGUGCCUGAAUGAUGGACGUGAAGUUGACCUUGCCUGCUUUAUCACCACGUUUCUUGGAGCUUUCUUAUUGUUAUUCAGAGACAUUGGAUGUGAAACAACUUGAAAUACACAAUGGCUGUACUUUUCCAUUUGCAGUUGGCCAUACAUACCUGGCAACUGUGAUGAGUGCGCGACAACUUUCAUAUGGAUGCGAAGUAAAGAAGACUGUAGAACUUUGUUUAGAUGUUCAGGGUUCUGGUAUUGAAUAUCAACCAGGGGACACGGUAGGUGUAAUUCCUCAAAAUUCCGAAGAUGAAGUUCAGAAGAUCAUGAAACAUCUCAAGAUAUUGGAAAGAGCUGACACUGUUGUUACUAUAUCGGUGAAACCUGGGACUGUGAAGAAAAAAGCAUGUGUUCCACCCUACAUUCCAGUGAAAGCAACCCUCAGGCAUAUCUUACAGACUUGUCUUGACAUUAGGGCUGUCCCCAAAAAGACAUUUCUCAGAGUACUGGCUGCCCACACAGAAGACCCAAGCGAGCGAUGCAGACUAGAGAAACUGUGCAGCAAGGAAGGGAGUGCUGACUACUCAGAAUUUGUAGUCACAGCAAGAAAUACUCUGCUUGACCUACUAGAAACAUUCCCUUCUUGCUGUCCUCCAGUUGAAGUACUUUUGGAACACUUACCUCGCCUUCAGGCCCGUCCAUAUUCAAUUGCAUCAUCUCCACUCCAGAAGAAGAAUGGCUGUACAGAACUGCACAUUAUUUAUUCCCUUUUGGAGUUUCCUGCAUCAGAACAUGGGGCUGGUUUCCGCUAUGGCACCUGUACUGGAUGGUUGGACUAUCUGACUAGACCCAUACAGACUGUCAUAAGUCCUCAUGACUCUGUCAGUGAAGAACUAAAGAGACUAACCUUGAAGGAUGAAUUCGUGGAGUUGAAGGUUCCUUUGUACCUGAGGAAAAGUACAGGUUUUAAUCUUCCAACAGAUCCUUCAGUGCCGAUAAUCCUUAUAGGACCAGGAACAGGGGUCGCCCCCUUUAUGGGUUUCCUUCGGCAUCGACAGGCAAAACAACGAAGAUCAAGUGAGUUGGUCUUCGGAGAAGUUUGGUUGUUCUUUGGUUGCAGAUUUGAGGAUAAGGACUUCCUGUACAGAUCAGAGUUGGAGAAAUAUAUUGAAGAUGGAAUUUUGACUCAUCUCUUUGUAUCAUUUUCACGUGAAAAAAGAGGGGAAAAUGUGCCGCAUUAUGUUCAGGAUAACAUCAAGCUUUGUGGCAGAAGAUUUGUUAAACAAGUAUUUGAAAAGAGCAGUUCAAUAUAUGUAUGUGGUGAUGCUAAGAAUAUGGGAAAAGAUGUACUUGAUGCUAUAGUAUCAGUGAUACAGAAUGAAAAAGAUAUUGAAGAACAGAAGGCCAGAUUAAUGGUGACUGAACUGCAGAGUCAAGGAAGGUAUCUGCAGGACAUAUGGAUAUGAUGUACCUUUAUAACAAUAUGCUAGUUAUGUCUCUUUGAAAGACUGGUAAAGAAACAUUUUCAUGAGUAUUGAACAGCCAUUGUUGUCGGAACAGGUGUACUUUACUUACAUCAGGAUUAGAGUACGUUUUGCAUCUCCCAACCCAAUAUGAUAAGGAAGAUAAUGGAAAGUUAAAUGAGUGUUAAUUUCCAGUUUUGUGAGAAAAGUACUUAUUUAAGAUUGUUGUAUACAUAGUGAUGUAUAUUAUAAAUAAAUUUAAAAA